AUGUCACUAUUUCCUUCAACGGUUAGUGCCACUCUAGUCACGGAGAGUUUAUGGCGCAAAUUUCAUCAGCACACCACUGAAAUGAUCGUCACGAAAAGUGGACGGAAAAUAUUCCCUAAAAUUGAGUAUAAGCUGCACGGAAUGAAUCCCGACGAAUCAUAUGCGAUUAUGCUGCGCAUUGAAAGAGUGGAUGACAUGAGGUAUAAGUUCAGUGCGGGUGACUGGUCCACAAACGGCAAGGGCGAAGUGCAAACGCCAGCUCGCAGUAUUCCUCAUCACGACGGUGCAGUUGACACUGGACGAGCUUGGAUGAGCAAGACGGUAGCGUUCGAUCGAGUGAAAGUCACCAAUAAUCAGCAAGACAACGAUCCGUUCCAUGUGAGUUUUUCUUUUGGCUGGUACAAAUAA
Messenger RNA from Cooperia oncophora, 408 nucleotides. NCBI's taxonomy places the organism in Eukaryota, Metazoa, Nematoda, Chromadorea, Rhabditida, Trichostrongylidae. The record is from the annotation of a GenBank genome assembly.